Messenger RNA from Geodia barretti, 314 nucleotides. Lineage: Eukaryota; Metazoa; Porifera; Demospongiae; Tetractinellida; Geodiidae. The record is from the annotation of a GenBank genome assembly.
UUAUACACCGAUGAUGACUGUGAACUCUGAGGUAGUCACUGGCUCUGGGGAUCCUACCAAGCUCUGGGAGAGGGGCUCUAACAUGACCGGAAGGUGGGAGGGACUCUGUAACAUGGUGGUAAGCAGUGUUGCAAGGUUAAAGAUAUUGAGUCACCACCACCAUUCAUCAUCCCCAUGUUCACACGCAUCAUCAUGUACCACACGAUCUCCUCUCCCUAGCCUUCUCCAAUGUUGUCCUACGGAAUCCCUUCUCCAGUGACAUCAUCCAAUCCAGCUCCUCCCCCAGUGACAUAUCCAAUAAUUUUUCUAAAAGU